CCAGGAGCCUGGAGGGAACACAGAGCAAUGGCGACCCAAAGACAAAGCCAGUACGGCCUGUGGAAGACCUCUCUGGACAGCAUGUCCCAAUUAAUGGAUUCUGACAUGGAUUAUGAAAGGCCAAACGUAGAGACCAUCAAGUGCGUUGUGGUGGGAGACAACGCGGUGGGCAAGACCAGGCUCAUCUGUGCCCGGGCCUGCAAUGCCACCCUCACCCAGUACCAGCUGCUCGCCACCCAUGUGCCCACGGUUUGGGCCAUCGACCAGUAUCGGGUGUGCCAGGAGGUGCUGGAACGCUCCAGAGAUGUGGUAGAUGAUGUCAGCGUCUCCCUCCGCCUCUGGGACACCUUUGGAGACCACCACAAAGAUCGUCGCUUUGCUUAUGGGAGAUCCGAUGUGGUGGUUCUGUGCUUCUCCAUUGCCAACCCUAAUUCCCUCCACCAUGUCAAGACCAUGUGGUACCCAGAAAUCAAGCACUUCUGCCCCCGAGCACCUGUCAUCUUGGUGGGCUGCCAGCUGGACCUGCGCUAUGCUGACCUGGAGGCUGUCAAUAGGGCCAGGCGACCCUUGGCUAGGCCCAUCAAGCCCAAUGAGAUCCUUCCCCCAGAGAAGGGCCGGGAGGUGGCCAAGGAGCUGGGCAUCCCCUACUACGAGACCAGCGUGGUGGCCCAGUUUGGCAUCAAGGACGUCUUUGACAACGCCAUCCGCGCAGCGCUCAUCUCCCGCCGCCACCUGCAGUUCUGGAAAUCCCACCUCCGCAAUGUGCAGCGGCCUCUGCUGCAGGCGCCCUUCUUGCCUCCCAAGCCGCCUCCCCCCAUCAUCGUGGUGCCCGACCCCCCCUCCAGCAGCGAGGAGUGCCCCGCCCACCUCCUGGAGGACCCGCUAUGCGCGGAUGUCAUACUGGUGCUGCAGGAGCGGGUGCGCAUCUUUGCCCACAAGAUCUACCUCUCCACCUCCUCCUCCAAGUUCUACGACCUGUUCCUCAUGGACCUGAGCGAGGGGGAGCUGGGGGGCCCCUCGGGGCCCGGGGGCCCCCGCCCAGAGGACCACCGGGGUCACCCUGAUCACCACCACCACCAUCACCACCACCACCACCAUGGCCGGGACUUCCUGCUGCGGGCGGCCAGCUUUGACGUGUGUGAGAGCAUGGAGGAGGGCGGGGGCUCUGGCCCUGCUGGGCUCCGUGCCUCCACUAGCGACGGGAUCUUACGGGGCAAUGGAACAGGGUAUUUGCCCGGGAGGGGUCGAGUCCUGUCUUCCUGGAGCAGAGCUUUUGUGAGCAUUCAGGAAGAAAUGGCAGAAGAUCCUCUGACCUACAAAUCCCGGCUGAUGGUGGUGGUAAAAAUGGACAACUCCAUCCAGCCAGGGCCCUUCCGGGCUGUUCUCAAGUACCUGUACACCGGGGAGCUGGACGAGAACGAGCGUGACCUCAUGCACAUCGCCCACAUUGCCGAACUGCUUGAGGUCUUUGAUCUGCGCAUGAUGGUGGCCAACAUUCUCAACAAUGAGGCGUUCAUGAACCAAGAGAUCACUAAGGCCUUCCAUGUCCGCCGGACUAACCGGGUUAAGGAGUGCUUGGCAAAAGGCACCUUCUCAGAUGUGACCUUCAUCCUGGAUGAUGGCACCAUCAGCGCCCAUAAGCCCCUGUUGAUUUCCAGCUGUGACUGGAUGGCCGCCAUGUUUGGGGGGCCAUUUGUGGAGAGUUCCACCAGGGAGGUGGCGUUCCCUUACACUAGCAAGAGCUGCAUGAGGGCAGUGCUGGAGUACCUCUACACGGGCAUGUUCACCUCCAGUCCCGACCUGGACGACAUGAAGCUCAUCAUCCUGGCCAACCGCCUCUGCCUGCCGCACUUGGUUGCCCUCACAGAGCAGUACACAGUGACCGGGCUGAUGGAAGCAACUCAGAUGAUGGUGGACAUUGAUGGGGACGUCCUCCUGUUCCUAGAACUGGCUCAGUUCCACUGCGCGUACCAGUUGGCCGACUGGUGUCUUCACCACAUCUGCACCAACUACAACAAUGUGUGCCGCAAGUUCCCCCGAGACAUGAAGGCCAUGUCCCCAGAAAACCAGGAGUAUUUCGAGAAGCACCGCUGGCCGCCCGUCUGGUACCUGAAGGAGGAGGACCACUACCAGCGGGCACGGAAGGAGCGCCAGAAGGAGGACUACCUCCACCUGAAACGGCAGCCCAAGCGGCGGUGGCUGUUCUGGAACAGUCCCUCCUCGCCGUCCUCUUCUGCGGCCUCCUCGUCAUCCCCCUCUUCGUCCUCGGCUGUGGUCUGAGAUGCUGCCACCCUUUCUGGCCCUGCUGCCCUUCCCCCACUCCCCCCGCCCCUCUGCUCUUCUGCAUCGCCCCCUCCACCUUCCAGGGACAAGAGGACCCACGAAACUAGGACCCUAAGGGCAGCGCUGUUCUCAGCAGCCAACGUAGCUGGGGGGGGGGGGGGGCUUGUGGGUCAGUACGGGGACCCCCUGCAGGGGACUGCGGUUCCAGAGCAGGGCAGGGAGGCGGACGGCUGCUGGGAGGUGGGGAGAGGGAAGGCACCCAGAGCUUUGGCAUCUGACUCUGGGCUGGAGAACGCUGGCGUCCAUGGGAGACUCUCCCAGCCGUGAGGCUGUGUGGCUCGGUCUGUGGAGGCAGCCCCCUCCCCGGGAGUGGCUGUGCUCGGGGAGGGUCCUGUCUCUCUUGGCCACGUUUUUCCAUCCACGGACCUGAGGGUGGCAGAUGUUCUGUGGGCAGUUUCCACACAGCGCCUACUCAACUCCUCACCGGAGAAGUCAGGGUAGAAAUGAAGCCUUCAGACCCAGCUCGACGCUUCCAGAUCCUGGGGUGCGGCUGCCGAGGCCACGGGUGGGAAGGCUUGCGCUCUGGCAAGCAUCCCUCCCUCCCAGGGCGGUAGGUGGCCAGGCCUGAUCGAGGAUGGCAGAGCCUGGUCAGAGCUUUAGGCCUAGGAGCAGCGCCUCGUGGUGCCGUGAGAAACUUCUCCCUCCCUGUGCUUCACCACUCAGAUCCAGAGAUGGGAACCAAAGGAAACAGGUGGAACAGGGGAGAGGAGAAAGUGGGGGGGGGUGUCUGGGUGCAGCAACCCCAUGCUCUCUGGGCUCCUCCCCCUGCCUCUGGUUAGCACGGCCUCUUAGCACCGUGGGGCAAAAUUAGCAAACAAAACAAAACAAAACAAACAAACCCCCAAACAACAGCAAAAGCACCACCAACAAAAACAUGUUGGCCUCUAUCCCCUCAAAGAAAAGAAACAAGAACAGAAAAAGCCCCUGUGUCGCUUACGAAGUGGGGCCUCCGUGUUGAUGAGACAAGAGCGUAGGCCGUGGAAGUGAUUCCAGUGCCUGUGGGGAAAGGACUCGUCCCGCACUGCGGCUGGGGAUGCCCAGGCCCUGCCGGCCGGCUCCGGGGACAGCACGAGUUCUGAGUUCGCGUGCUGGGAUGGAGGCUUCGGGGGCAGGGGCAGGGCGGUCUCAGGGCUUGAACAUGGUAUUGGACCCCUGCCUUGGCCCAUCAUGAGAAUCUGUUCUCCUCCUCUCAGGAUGUGAAUGUGUGUGUGGGGGGGGCGCGGUCAAAGGUCAGGGGAAAGGGCACCGACUUGGAGAAUAGGAGUCCGGGUAAUGAAGGAUCACAGGACAUGACCUCACUUAGUGCUGGUUGUGGGGUGGGGAGGGUGAGGAAGGGAAGGAGGCAAAGGGGAAAUGUGAGCAGGGGCAAAGCAAAGUCAGUGCCGGGAAGAGGGAGACCAGACCGGAGGAUUGUGGGGGCUAAGACAGCAGCUUGUAGCCCCAUGGGGAAAAGCUGGGCCACAUUUUACCUCUCCCGGUUUUGUGAUUCUGACCCAUAUUUCAGCCCCCACACCGUAUGUCGUCUCAAAAGCCAGAGUCCCACUGAUGACGAGUGGAAGCCUGGGGUGGGCUCCACCAGCAAGACCCUGGCUUCAGGUCUGGGGUCAAGCAAACCCAGAAACAGGAAAAGUCUGGAACAAUUCUGUGGUACUGAGACCUAGAGAUCUGAUGGUAAGUCAUUGUCAAGAGAAGGAGUGGGAGGUGGCAGGCCAGGCGGGUCUAGGGUGGCACCCCCUGCUAUCUAAGCCGCCUCCCCUUCUCUAGGGUGGCUGGCCGGCUGGCAGGCCAGACGUCUGCUCCUGCCUGCUCCGUUCUCAUCCUUGGCAUCAGGGCGAGGCUGAGGAGCCAGGGGGCAAGGGCAGGAGGCAGCUCGCAAGGAGAGUGCAGCUCUGCACCCAGCACCCUUCUCUGGGGAAGGGAACCAGAGGUGUGGCCAUGGGGUCUCCUGGGAAUUCCUGGUGAGAGGGAAAGCAGAAACCUAAAGUCCAGGGGGAGGGGGAAUGGGGGGCUGAGCAGUAUGGCCUGCCGAUGAGG
Messenger RNA from Callorhinus ursinus (northern fur seal), 4377 nucleotides. The record is from RefSeq and is a predicted model, not a curated record. Lineage: Eukaryota; Metazoa; Chordata; Mammalia; Carnivora; Otariidae.